This is a messenger RNA of Dipodomys ordii (Ord's kangaroo rat), 529 nucleotides long. It is a transcript of the gene S100a12, whose product is annotated as S100 calcium binding protein A12. Gene Ontology annotation, cellular component: extracellular exosome; cytoplasm. Gene Ontology annotation, molecular function: RAGE receptor binding; calcium ion binding. The record is from RefSeq and is a predicted model, not a curated record. Lineage: Eukaryota; Metazoa; Chordata; Mammalia; Rodentia; Heteromyidae. Gene Ontology annotation, biological process: antimicrobial humoral immune response mediated by antimicrobial peptide; positive regulation of canonical NF-kappaB signal transduction; endothelial cell migration. The coding region runs from base 128 to 406 and encodes 92 amino acids. The transcript has 3 exons.
GCAAGGUUGAAGCUGAAGCCUGGACUGUCUUAUAAAAGCCUCCUUGCCUGGGGUCUAACACGAGUGCCGAUUUCUAGCUAAAGCUCCACACUUGAGCACUGAGUGAGGUUAACGUGAAGUUGCAAAGAUGCCUACACUGGAAGACCACUUGGAGGGCAUCAUCAAUAUCUUCCACCAGUACUCAAUUCGGACGGAUCAUCCUGACACCCUCACCAAGAGUGAGCUGAAGAAGCUGAUUAUAAGGGAGCUUGCAAACACCAUCAAGAACACCAAAGAUCAAGCUACAAUUGACAGAAUAUUCAAGGAGCUGGAUGAUAAUGGUGACGGGGAGGUCAGCUUUAGGGAAUUCUUAUUCCUGUUGGCCUCUGUGUUGGAGACUGCCCAUGAAAACAUCCACAAGGAAUAGAAAACUCUCUGAGGGCCUUUUCACCAGCAAGGUCCCCAAGAAGGCAUUUACUUCUUCUCAUCAAAGCCCUGCCUUGCCCAGGGCAGUAGAGUGUGAAUAAAUGUACUUGAGAAAAAUUGUGAA